AUGAGCUGGUUAGUGAAAGUACUUGUCUUUACGACAUUAGUCUCUUCUUCAGUGUUUGUAGUAACAGAAUCAGCUCCUGAAUCUGCUCUUAUUACUAAACUUCCUGGUUUUGAUGGGACUUUUCCUUCAAAACACUACUCCGGGUAUGUGACGAUUGAUGAAGAGCAUGGGAAGAAUUUGUGGUAUUACUUUGUUGAAUCAGAGAAAAAUCCUUCAAAAGAUCCGGUCGUACUCUGGCUUAAUGGUGGUCCAGGUUGCUCAAGUAUGGAUGGUUUUGUCUAUGAACAUGGUCCUUUCAAUUUCAAACCAGCAAAGACUAAUAAUACUCUACCACAAUUGCAUCUCAAUCCUUAUAGUUGGUCCAAGGUUUCCAACAUUAUAUACCUUGAUUCUCCUGUUGGUGUGGGAUUCUCUUAUUCAAAGAACAAAUCUGAUUACGAAACUAGUGACAUGAAAACCGCGUUUGAUUCUCACGCAUUCCUUCUCAAGUGGUUCCAAAUGUUUCCGGAGUUUCAAGCAAAUCCGUUUUACAUCUCUGGAGAAUCUUACGCCGGAAUCUAUGUUCCAACUCUUGCUUCAGAAGUUGUCAAAGGGAUCAAAGAUGGGGUAAAGCCUGUUCUUAACUUAAAGGGAUAUUUGGUGGGUAAUGGAGUUGCAGAUUCGACGUUUGAUGGAAACGCUCUUGUCCCGUUUGCACACGGGAUGGGACUAAUCUCUGAUCAACUAUUUGAGACCGUUACAAAAGCUUGCAAUGGAACUUUCUAUGAUGUGAAUGAACUUGGUUGCGGGGAACAGUUGGAGAAAGUUCAAGAGGAUGUUAACAAGUUGAAUAUAUACAACAUUCUUGAGCCGUGUUACCACGGAUCAUCCCUAUCAGCUUUUGACAUCAGAUCGCUGCCUUCGAGUCUCCUUCAGCUAGGCAAAACCGAAAAACCGUUAGCUGUAAGAAAAAGAAUGUUUGGUCGAGCGUGGCCAGUUCGUGCACCUGUUCGUCCAGGCAUUGUCCCUAGCUGGUCUCAGCUUCUUGUUGACAUUACUGUUCCUUGUAUCGAUGAUAGAGUUGCAACGGCAUGGUUGAAUAAUCCAGCGAUUAGGAAAGCUAUUCAUGCUAAAGAGAUUAGCGAGAUUGGAAGUUGGGCACUCUGCACAGGAAAACUCUCAUUUCAUCAUGAUGCAGGAAGCAUGAUCAGAUUCCAUAGAAACCUCACUCUAAGUGGAUAUAGAGCUCUCAUUUACAGCGGAGAUCACGAUCUGUGUGUUCCAUUUACUGGCUCUCAAGCUUGGACAAGAUCUCUUGGAUACAAGGUGGUUGAUAAAUGGAGGGCAUGGUUUUCAAACAACCAAGUCGCGGGGUAUACGCAAGGCUAUGCAAACAAUCUCACAUUCAUGACCAUCAAGGGUGCUGGACAUACGGUUCCUGAGUACAAACCGCGGGAGGCUUUGGACUUCUAUAGCCGAUUUCUAGCAGGAAACAAGAUUUAA
Arabis nemorensis is the source of this 1482-nucleotide messenger RNA. The record is from the annotation of a GenBank genome assembly. NCBI's taxonomy places the organism in Eukaryota, Viridiplantae, Streptophyta, Magnoliopsida, Brassicales, Brassicaceae.